Molecule: messenger RNA, 1977 nt
Organism: Alexandromys fortis (reed vole)
Lineage: Eukaryota; Metazoa; Chordata; Mammalia; Rodentia; Cricetidae
Product: liver carboxylesterase-like
Exons: 12
Coding region: 81-1766 (561 amino acids)
Cellular component (GO): intracellular membrane-bounded organelle
Molecular function (GO): carboxylic ester hydrolase activity
Source: RefSeq, a predicted model, not a curated record
GCAAGUCCUACCUUCUCUGCUUCCUGCUGUCGUGAGACUGUCGUCUUGUAGCAGCACAGAGUUAGCCCUGGCAUUCAACCAUGCCACUCGAUAGACUUCCUGGCUGGCUGUCUGCUGUGGCCUGUGGGCUCCUGCUUCUCCUCCUCCACGUGCAUGGCCAGGACUCAGCCAGCCCCAUCAGGAACACACACACAGGGCAGGUGAGAGGAAGCCUCGUCCAUGUGAAAGACAGCGAUGUUGGUGUUCACACAUUCCUGGGGAUCCCCUUUGCCAAGCCACCUGUGGGACCACUGCGCUUUGCACCCCCUGAGCCCCCUGAGCCGUGGAGUGGUGUGAGAGAUGGGACCUCCUUUCCAGCCAUGUGUCCACAGACUGAUGUGAUGAAAACAUUCUUUGCAGAGAUGAAUCUGAUCGUACCUCCUACGUCUAUGUCUGAGGACUGCCUGUACCUCAACAUCUACACACCAGCUCAUGCCCAUGAAGGAUCUAACUUGCCUGUGAUGGUAUGGAUUCAUGGUGGUGGACUGGUUGUAGGAAUGGCUUCCAUGAACGAUGGAUCCAAACUGACAGCUAUUGAGGAUAUAGUAAUUGUUGCUAUCCAAUAUCGCUUGGGUGUCCUUGGCUUCUUCAGCACUGGAGACAAACAUGCUACAGGCAACUGGGGCUACUUGGACCAAGUGGCUGCCCUACGCUGGAUCCAGGAGAAUAUUGCCUACUUUGGAGGCAACCCUGGCCAGGUCACCAUUUUUGGUGCUUCAGCAGGAGGAACAAGUGUGUCUUCACUUGUUGUGUCCCCUAUGUCCAAAGGACUCUUCCACAGAGCCAUCAUGCAGAGUGGAGUGGCCCUGCUGCCUGACCUUAUCUCUGACACACCUGAGGUGGUGCACACAACGGUAACCAACCUUUCAGGAUGUGAGGCCAAGGAUUCAGAGGCUCUGGUAUACUGCCUACGAGGCAAGACUUUAGAAGAGAUUUUGACUGUCAACCAGGUUGGAAGAAUUGUCUUCACUAUGAUCCCUGCUGUGGUGGAUGGGACGUUCUUUCCUAGGCACCCUCGGGAGCUGUUGGCCUCUGGGGAUUUUCACCCUGUCCCCAGCAUCAUUGGUGUUGACAGUGACGAGUGUGGUUGGGGAAUACCCUUGUUCAUGGGCCUUGACCAUGUCAUAAAGAACAUAACCAGAGAGACCCUGCCAGCUGUUCUGAAGAGCAGAGCAUCACACAUGAUGCUGCCUCCUGAAUUUAGUAACCUUCUGAUGAAAGAAUACAUGGGGGAUGUUGAGGACCCCCAGACCCUGCAAGCACAGUUCAGAGAAUUGAUGGAGGACUUCAUGUUUGUGAUCCCUGCACUCCAAGUAGCAAAUUAUCAGCGUUCCCAUGCUCCUGUCUACUUCUAUGAGUUCAAUCAUCAACCAAGCUACAUCAAGCAUGUCAGGCCGUCCCACGUGAGGGCUGACCAUGGUGAACACAUUCCUUUUGUCUUUGGCUCCCACCUUUGGGGCAUGAAUGUUGAACUCACUGAGGAGGAGAAGCUGCUGAACAGGAGGAUGAUGAAGUACUGGGCCAACUUUGCAAGACAUGGGAACCCCAACAGUGAGGGUCUCCCCUACUGGCCUGAGUUGAUCCAUGAUGAGCAGUACCUGAAGCUGGACAUCUAUCCUGCUGUGGGUCAAGCCCUGAAGGCCAGGAAGCUGCAGUUCUGGACAAAGACUCUGCCCCAGAAGAUCCAGGAGCUAAAGGGGGCUCAGGUCAACCAUGUAGAACUUUAGUGCCAGUCACAGAAAAGAUGGUGGAGUUGAGGGAAGAUGUGGACAUCCUGAGAUUAAAAAGUGCAUUUAUUUUUCUUUAUUUGAUCCAACACUCACACAAGCAUUUUUAACCUCAGUAUUUGCUCUUUCAUUGUGUAUGACAAACCCUCUGUAUGGUACUCAUACUUCUGGACACAUUUUAUUAGACUCAAUAAAUGAUCUCACAACCAUA